Penicillium macrosclerotiorum is the source of this 1587-nucleotide messenger RNA. Its product is annotated as PEX28-32 family peroxisomal membrane protein. NCBI's taxonomy places the organism in Eukaryota, Fungi, Ascomycota, Eurotiomycetes, Eurotiales, Aspergillaceae. The record is from RefSeq and is a predicted model, not a curated record. The coding region runs from base 1 to 1587 and encodes 528 amino acids. Gene Ontology annotation, biological process: peroxisome organization. The transcript has 3 exons. Gene Ontology annotation, cellular component: peroxisomal membrane.
AUGGAUGGAUACACCCCAGAAGCGCUGGUGAACCGUGAGGACCUCGCGCCGCUCCUCUCGAUCUCGAAGCCGAGGCGUCAGAGAAACGGCUCCCCAGAUAGUGCACACUCACGCUCAUCGUCGCAAUCUAAGAACUCCAUCCAGGAUAGACUAUUUGCCAAGCUGCUUCAACAAGUCAUCCCCACCGACGAUGACAACCCGAAUGAUUCCCCCUCGGGAGACAAGACCGCGAUGGCCUCCCCGAAGAAACCGGCUUUCAGUCUUCCCUUGAUGACAAACAACUUUCGCCGGUUCAAUGCAAGAAUUGGUGUGGUAUUUCUGUUUCAGACUCGUGUCGAGCGCUUGCUAAGCUGGAAAACACCAACCCACACUCUGUCGUUCCUUUUUGUCUACUCCUUCAUCUGCCUGGAUCCCCAUCUGAUCUUGGUGUUGCCGCUGGUUGUCCUUUUACUCUUCAUUAUGGUCCCGGCUUUCAUCACUCGCCACCCUCCACCACCUUCCACCUCUACAUCAAGUAUCACCCCUUAUUACUCCUAUGAGGGCCCAGCACUGGCACCUGCACGCACGAUCAAGCCAGCUUCGGAAACCUCCAAGGAUUUCUUCCGCAACAUGCGAGACCUCCAAAAUUGCAUGGCAGACUUCUCUGAUGUCCACGAUGCGACCAUUUCUGUGUUCGCCCCAUUAACAAACUUCUCCAACGAGAAGCUCUCUUCCACUAUAUUCCUGGGCUGUACGGUAGCUACUGCAGCACUGUUCCUGAUGGCACACCUUCUACCGCUGCGGCUGAUCAUGCUUGCUGGUGGCAAUGCAGCCAUUUUGUCAAGCAACCCCAAAGUUCAGCUAUUUUGCAAAGGUCUCAUGCAGGACGUUGGUGGCUUGUCAGACCUGGAGUCUUCAGAUAUCCAAGAUGAUGAAAAUAAGGAGCUGUUUGGUGCCUCGGUUCCCAAGGAUCCGUCGGCGGCGAUGUCUGCAAUGGAACAGCUCGCAGAUAUUUCCCUGGACACUGAUCCAGAGGAACGCGAAGUUGAGAUAUUUGAACUCCAGCAUCGUGCGUCAGGGACAUCUGAGUCCGGAUGGGAGAAUUUCCUCUUCAGCCCUCAACCCUACGAUCCCUUAUCACCGGCUCGGAUUGCCGGGGACCGUCCUAGGGGCUGCCGCUUCUUCGACGACGUCCGAGCCCCGUCUGGGUGGAAAUGGAAGAGCAAGAAAUGGGAGCUUGAUUUGGACUGCCGCGAAUGGGUGGUUGAACGAAUGAUUACUGGGGUUGGCUUUGAAGUUCCAGGCGUGACUCCCGAGGGGAGUGCUAUCAUUGAUGAAGUGGGCGGCUGGGUUUGGGACCUUCCAAAUGAGACCUCCACCUCUCGAGAGGAAGACGAUGAGAUGACUACUAUGGCAUAUGGUGACUUGCCGCUCGACUCGCCAUCUAAGCAUAAGAGCAAGACAAAGUCUGCUGGUGAUUGGGAAGAGGCCUCUUCGACACCUUAUGGGGUGGGUGAAUGGCGACGGCGUCGGUGGGUGCGGAUCGUGCAGCGCAUGAACCUGCCCCCAGCGAGCAUUGUCACAUACUCGACUCUGGGACAAAAUUAA